Molecule: messenger RNA, 1755 nt
Organism: Plasmodium vivax (malaria parasite P. vivax)
Lineage: Eukaryota; Apicomplexa; Aconoidasida; Haemosporida; Plasmodiidae
Exons: 4
Coding region: 1-1755 (584 amino acids)
Source: RefSeq, a predicted model, not a curated record
AUGAACGGGUAUGCCCUGCUGGCCGCGCUCGCCGGGUACGUGGCCGCCGCGGGGGCGGUGGGGUGGAGCUUGCUAAGGACAUACGGCCACAAAGACGAGAGAAGCAGCUUGGUAAACACAACUAUAAAGGUCUUCAUCAUCCUGGGGUACAUACAAUGCAUGGGGAUGAUAAUCCUCGUGCCAGCAGGGGCCCAAGUGGACUCCUUUCCCAAAGUGAAGGAGCAUUUCAGCCGGAGGCAGCUCUGCAAAACAAUGUACGCCAUUUUAGGCACCUACGUAAUCAUCAUAAUGCCAUGUUUAGCAGUGAUCUACUCACAAGCAGGAGAGGUCUACACCAAAGAAGAGCGUGCAAAUCGAUUAGGCAAACAGGCAAACACUCACUGGAGGAGUUACUUCAGCAAGAUGUGCACUCAAACGGGAAGUACCAUUUGUAAAAAGGUUCUCCCCAUAUGGGUACUCUCCAUUUCGUUUUUGUACUGCCUUUUUCUUUUCACCUACCAGCACUUUCGCAAAAUCAGCUUGUCUUUAAAUGCGGAUGGCUGUGCACUGUGGUACCCCUACUUAGCGGAAACGAACAGAAGGAAAUUACUCUCCUUAAAUUUGAGGACUAAAGAAAAUUGCCAAAACGUGGGGGAGGAAAACAUCCGGAUUGACUAUACAAUUAAUUUUAAUGACUACGUGGUGAUGUGCGUCUCGCUGAUGGGCUCUAUCGUCUUCGCCAUCUACGGGGGCGUCGGACUGGUCUCCCUUCCGCUUGGUUUACUCUCCUCCGCGGUGAGUCUCUGUGGGGGGGGCGAGGCCAAUCAAGCAGCCAACGCGGCCAUCGCUAGCAACACUGGCAACGUGGUCGAAGCGAAUCGUGGGGCGGACGAACGGAGGGAAGCCCUGUUCAAGCGCGAGCUCACGCGCAUCAACACAAAGGCAGAAGAGCUUAUACAGAUCACCCAAGAGGUGGAGCGCAACAGAGAGGAAGCACAGAAGUCAAAUUUUUUCAUUUCCUUUUUGCAAAGCAUACAGUACAGACGAGAAAAAAGAAUCCUUAACAACAUGGUGCACAGGCUAGAGGUGCACUAUGAAAGAUCGGUGCACCGUCACAACAAGCAGAGGAGUGUGGUGUCCUCUGUUGGUCUCUUCCUCCUGGGGUUUUCUUCUUUACUCGCUAGUAUAACCAUCAUUGCUCACAUCUGCUUGUGCAUCCUGAGGGGAGCUGCCAGACGGGGCAAGUUGCUGCGCGACUGGCUUCUCCACUGGGACGCUGCCCAGCAGCUGAAGCUGGGACAUCUUCUGGCCCUGGAGAGGAAGCGCACCCACCUGGACACCCUCCUGCUGAACACGUGUCUCCUCAUGUUCCUGUCGACCGGGGUGGCCCUAAUCUCCCUGAAAUUCUUCCCCGCGUACGCAAAGCAGCCAUACGCAUUCGCCUUUUACGACUUGGCUCUGAAGAACCUCAUCUCCAUCGGAGACCUUUACGCACGGAGUGGACUGCUUUACCCAAUUCUAGUGGCCAGCGUGCUAGCCCUGCUCCUAUUUUUCGUGCCUGAGAAGAGCGGCCUCCUUUCGGUGUUUAUGCCGGCCACCUUUCGAGGGAUUCUAAACCAACGGGGGAAAGCCAACCCGAGGGUGGGCCCAGGCGUGGGUCGGGCCGUUGACUCGGACAGCGAGUUGGACGGGCAGUUAGAUGCCGAUCUAGAAAGCAACGCUGCGUCGAGAAGUGCUGGCAAGGUCCCCACAAGAAAUGAAAAAAGAUUUAAAUGA